AUGGACCCUCUUAGUCCCCUUUCCACUAGAAUUCCCGCUGCUGCCGCUCUUCCUUUGCUUCGAAUCGUCUUUGCCAGUGGGGAGUCUCCACUGCUGUUGCUCCCCCGAUUCCACUCCCCUUCCGCCAACCCGCGUACCUACUCCGCUCAUCCCCUUCCACCCUGCGAUAUUGACCGCUUAGCUGCGCCAUAUGCGCAGCAGCAUGCGCUGGAUUGCGCGCAAGGGAGUCCGUGCUCAGAUUCUGCCUCUGCGGUACCUGCGCUUACCGCGGGGACCGCAUUAGGGAGCACCGGUGUUGUCGCAGCCGCUAGCAGCAGCACGAUCGUUCUUCCCUUCGCCUCGCGCCCUGCAGCAGCAGCGGGGUUGAUCGCGUCGUCAGCUUCCGCAGCUGCUACCGCCGCCGUAAACGCCGCCAACGCCGCCUUCCGGGUUUCCCGCGGCUUCUCCGCUCACGCUCAACCAGCGGUCGCACAGGUCCGGUCGAUGGAAUCUCCGCUUAUGAGCAGCGGAGCGGCCUUUACGGCCGUCAGCAGGGAUGGCAGAGCUAGGCCGGCAUUGGCAGCCGCCCCCGCCGCUUCCGCCUCCGCUAACCGCGGAUCGCCCGCUGCUACCGCUUCCGCCGGCUCCUCAGGGGGAGCGGCGGCGGAGGUUGAGCUGUAUCCAAGUCCGCUGCAACGCAACCCUGCAUACGCGCACGUGGAGACGUUCUUCGUGGAGGAGGAUCAGGUGGUGAGUCGCGAGGUCAUCACGUCCAUCAACAACAUUGGCACCGGAGUCUUCUUCCGCAAAGCCGGCCCCAGAGAAAAGAUCGUGUUCCACCCGGACGAGGUGCGCGCGGCGAUCGUGACCUGCGGCGGGCUGUGUCCGGGCAUCAACACCGUCAUCCGCGAGCUCGUGUGGGGGCUCUGGUUCCAGUACGGCGUUCGCGACAUCCUCGGGAUUGACGGUGGGUACCGCGGGAUCUACUCGCGCAACGUGGUGUCGCUGAACCCCAAGGUGGUGAACGACAUUCACAAGCGCGGCGGCACGUUCCUGGGCACGUCGCGCGGCGGGCACGAGGUGAACAAGAUCGUCAACGCACUCGAGGACCGCGGUAUCAACCAGAUCUAUGUGAUUGGAGGGGAUGGCACGCAAAGAGGCGCCGAGAAAAUCCACGAGGCAGCUCUCCUUCGGCCCUCCUCAACCCCGUCUCGACAUCCUCGCCUUCCCCCUCCCCCUUUUCCCCGCUCUCCCUCCCUCCCCCCCUCCCUCUUUCCCCUCCCUUCCCCUCCUCUCCUCCCCCCCCCCGGCGCCUUCCGUCCACAGGAGAUAGCAGCGCGCGGGCUGAAGGUGACGGUGGCGGGCAUACCGAAGACGAUAGACAACGACCUGGCGCUGAUCGACAAGUCGUUUGGCUUCGACACGGCCGUGGAGGAGGCUCAGCGCGCCAUCAACGCCGCACACGUGGAGGCCAGCUCCGUGCACAAUGGCGUGGGGCUCGUCAAGCUCAUGGGGCGCUUCUGCGGUGAGAGGUCAAAUUGCCAUGCAUGCAACACUUGCCAGCCGAGACGUGGACUGCUGCCUCAUGCCCGAGGUGCCGUUCCACCUGGCUUGCAACCCCCACUGCGCCCCAUCAACCCCCCACUGCUCCCCCACUGCCUCUGCCCCUUUUCCCCACCCCACCGCACCUCACAGGACUGCUGCCUCAUUCCCGAGGUGCCGUUCCACCUGGAGGGCGACGGGGGCCUGUUUGAGUUCCUCAAGCGCCGCCUUUAUCCCCCGCCGCUCCCCCACCGCCUCUGCCCCAACCCCUCCUUUCCCCAACCCUCUGCCCCCACUCACAGGACUGCUGCCUCAUCCCCGAGUGUCCCCGCACCUAACAUCCUCGUGUUCUUUUCCAACAAUGUUUGCUUUCCCCCGUUUGGUUUUGUCUGCUUGGUUGGGUGCAUGGGUGGUUGGAUCGCCCCUCAUCACAUGCAGGCACAUUUUGCCAAGUCUCGCAUAGAGCUCAACCUCAAAUACAUUGACCCCACGUACAUGAUUCGAGCGGUGCCGGCGAAUGCGAGUGACAACAUCUACUGCACGCUGCUGGCACACAGCGCCAUCCACGGCUCCAUGGCGGGCUUCACUGGCUUCACCGUCGGCCCCAUCAACGGCCGCCACGCCUACAUCCCCAUCAAGUGUGUAUCUGAGAAGAGCAACACAGUGUCUCUAACGGACCGCAUGUGGGCACGGCUGCUGUCGUCCACGAGCCAGCCCACGUUCCUGCGAUACGACGACCACCACCUGCACCACCAGCAGCGCCUGCUGCAGGCGCAGCAGGAGCACCGCCAGGCGCUGCGGGAGCGGGAGGGCGAGGAGGAGGGGCGCUUGCUGGGACCGAGUCGGAGGGAUCAGAUCAGCGAAAUGGAUGGAGGCCGGGGCAUGGGCGGGGGUGGGGGGUGGGGGGGGAGAUGA
This is a messenger RNA of Closterium sp. Naga37s-1, 2436 nucleotides long. Lineage: Eukaryota; Viridiplantae; Streptophyta; Zygnematophyceae; Desmidiales; Closteriaceae. The record is from the annotation of a GenBank genome assembly.